Kwoniella botswanensis is the source of this 1605-nucleotide messenger RNA. RefSeq lists its product as uncharacterized. Gene Ontology annotation, molecular function: protein binding; U6 snRNA binding; U4 snRNA binding. The record is from RefSeq and is a predicted model, not a curated record. The coding region runs from base 1 to 1605 and encodes 534 amino acids. Gene Ontology annotation, biological process: mRNA splicing, via spliceosome. The transcript has 9 exons. Lineage: Eukaryota; Fungi; Basidiomycota; Tremellomycetes; Tremellales; Cryptococcaceae. Gene Ontology annotation, cellular component: U4/U6 x U5 tri-snRNP complex.
AUGGAUUUCGACGAUCUGACCGUGGACAACACCUACCAAUUAGGAGGAUCCGAUGAUGAGAGGGAGCGAGCCAAGAAUGCCGCUCUGAUAGAAGAGCUGGAUAGGAAGAAGAAGUUUAGGAAGAUGGCUGUUCCUACGGAUGAUAAGAAGGUCAGAGAGAGGCUGAGAGCUUAUGGUGAACCGAUAACGCUCUUUGGUGAAGGGCCCGGUGAUCGACGAGAUCGUCUGAAAUACGUCCAGGAGCAGAUAGAACAAGCUAGAGGAACGGAUAGGAUGGACGUAGAUGAAGGUUCAGAUGAGAGCAGUGAUGAGGAGGAAGAAGAGGGGGAGUUCUACACGGAAGGCUCAGAUGAUUUGCUAGAAGCGAGGAGGAAAUUGGCCAGGUAUUCAUUAUCAAGGGCUAGGACACGUAUAGCGAGGCAGAGGGUGGAAGUGGGAUUACCGUUAGGUAAAAUAGUAUCGUUGCGUAAAGAAGUUUUUUCAGAGUUGAAGACAUUCAACAACCUCGGUUCGCAAUUUGGCGACGAUCGACCCCUCUCCACCAUCCGAUUCUCUCCCAACUCGCAAUACAUCCUCACAACAUCUUGGACUGGUGACAGCAAGAUAUGGGAUCUACCGAAUCUGAAUUUAGUAAAGACGAAAAAGGGACAUACGGAUAAGAUAGGUGGAGCAGCCUGGCAUCCUCAGGCUACUUUACCUGGAGGUAUAGGUGAAGAUGGAUUGAAUUUCGCCACGGGAGGUGGGGAGGGGGAUGUGAAACUUUGGUCUUUGAGUGGUGACAAGCCAAUAGCAACCCUCUCAGGACAUGAAAACAGAGUAGGCAGAGUCGCGUUUCAUCCAUCAGGCUCAUACCUCGGUUCAGCAGGUUUCGACGGUACAUGGAGAUUAUGGGAUGUGGAGAAGCACAAGGAACUGUUGAUACAGGAAGGACAUAGCAAAGAGGUUUAUGCGUUGGCUUUCCAGGAUGACGGUGCAUUGGUUUCAUCAGGUGGAUUCGAUGCGAUAGGUAGAGUAUGGGAUACAAGGACAGGUAGAACAGCAAUGGUGUUAGACGGUCAUGUAAAAGAGAUUUUGGCUAUGGAUUUCGCACCUAAUGGAUAUCAAGUAGCCACUGGAUCAGGUGACGAUACCGUCCGUAUAUGGGAUCUCCGAGCGUUAAAAACACAAUACAUCAUACCUGCUCAUAAAUCUUCAGUAUCAGAUGUGAGGUUCUUCCGAUCUCAGGGGGAGAUAGAUUCAAUAGCUAUCAAUGGGGAAUUACCUCUAUCAGGAGAUGUCAAAGGUGGUAUAACGGAUAACACCAUGGUAAUAGAUCAAGAUCAGAGUAAUGACAUCGAGGUAAAAGAGGAAGAUGUUAAACCGAAUGGAUUAACAGGAAAUCAAAGGAGAGAAGAAGGAUUAAACAAAUCUGGUUUAUUCUUGAUCACUUCAGGGUUCGAUUGUAAUGUCCGAAUAUGGUCGGCGGACGAAUGGAACAUGAUUAAGAAUUUACCUACAGAUGCUGGGAAAGUAAUGUCAGUGGAUAUAUCUUCAAAUGGGAAAUUUAUAGCUAGCGCGAGUUAUAGUAGGAGUUUCCACCUGUUUGGAGGAGAUAAUAGUUUAUAG